This is a messenger RNA of Penicillium crustosum, 1794 nucleotides long. RefSeq lists its product as uncharacterized. The coding region runs from base 1 to 1794 and encodes 597 amino acids. The record is from RefSeq and is a predicted model, not a curated record. Lineage: Eukaryota; Fungi; Ascomycota; Eurotiomycetes; Eurotiales; Aspergillaceae. The transcript has 5 exons.
AUGAAGCUGCUCUCACCUACGCUGCUGUUGACGUUUCCUACCUUAAUCUUAGCACUUCCUUCGGUCACCGUUGACGCUGGUACCAUACACGGUGGAAAGUGCAAAGAUGGGAAAAACGCAGUCUACUACAUAGGAAUUCCUUUUGCUGAGCCUCCCGUCGGAAAACUUCGAUUUGAGCCUCCCAAAGUAUACAGUGGAAAAUAUGACAAUGGGGCACUGAAUGCAACGGCCCCUGCCGCCACCUGCAUUCAGUUUGGGGAUGACAUGGUACCACCGGGGACGAAGUCUGAGGACUGCCUUUACCUCAACGUUUGGACUCCAGCCAACGCCACUAAAACGUCGAAGCUGCCUGUUAGAAUUUGGGUAUACGGUGGAUCCGACAUGAGUGGUGGAAUUGACUACUCUCUAUAUGACGGCUGCAGUAUUGCAGAUGCAGGCUCGGUUUUCGUCUCCAUUAACUAUCGACUCGGGCCUCUCGGCUUCCUGGCACUGCACAGUGCAGGGAUAUAUGGCAACCAAGGAAUUCAAGAUCUUCUGCUUGGACUAGACUGGGUUCAAAGGGAGAUUUCUGCUUUCGGAGGUGAUCCGGACAAGGUGGUUCUCACCGGGCAGUCAGCCGGAGCGACAGACGUGUACACUGUUGCUACUCUUCCUCAAGCACCUUCUCUAUUCAAGAGUGCUAUUAUAGAGUCUAUCGCCUUACCUUCGCUCUUGACCAAUUCAACAGUUCAACAAACCGGUGCAUCAUAUGCACAAACUCUUCGAUGCAGCGUUCGUGAUAAAUCCUGUCUUCAGUCCAAGACAACAGCUGAUCUACAGAGUGCAGUCGACUCUGAUAGACAGCUACACGAGGGGCUUGGAGCUCUGAAUGGUCUUGGUGUUCUCAAUAGGAACACGCCCCACUUUUGGCCUUAUGUGGACGGUACUGUUGUCAGUGAGAAUCCAGCAACCCGUGGUAUACAGGUUCCGACAAUCUUUGGAUAUAAUCAAAGAGAAGGCAUGAUGGAUACUCUCACAAAAUAUGACACUACGAAGGCUGUCGCAGCCCUCACAGCAGCCGAUUAUACGUCUUUUCUCCGCGGAAACUGGGGCUCCGCUGCUCAUAUUAUCCAAAAGUAUUAUCCUUUGUCUUUGUUUGAGGCUGCUACCAACGGUUCAACCUCGCUGGCUGUGCUUUUCGCCAUAUCAACUGUCAUCACGGAUUCCGAGUUCAAAUGUUCCGGUUACCAGAGUGCAGUGCAAGCGACUCGAAAAAACGUGCCGGCAUGGAUUUAUGAAUUCACCCAUAAUUCUACUUGCGUAUGGCUGGAUACAAUGCCUCAGUCGGCAAUAUCAAUCUUUGGCGCCGCUCACACCGCUGAAAUUCCAUACGUCUUUGGAAAUCUUGACUUCGAUUUUCCUACCCAGAACACUACUUGCACCGGGUCGCAACCGGAAUGGAACCUCAGCAAGGAGAUGAUGAGUUUGUGGACGGCAAUGGCAGAGAGUGCCAAGCCAUCUACUGGAGAUAUCUCUUGGCCGGCGUUCAAAGUUACCCCAAAGGGUCUGAACACGCCUGGAAUGAUAUUCGGCAAUUCGAGUACACCUGGCACUAUUGACUUCUCUGCUUGCAACAUUUGGGCCCAGGUUGAUGCAAUUGUGGAUGCGGGCAACGCUACGACCACAUCAGUACCUUCCAGUAGCAGUACCAGGUCAUCAGUUUCGCCGACUAAUGGCGCUACGAUCAUUUUUCCAUCGACUAUGAUGUUCGCUGCUUGGUGGUUGUUUGUGAUUGUAGCGUCUAUGGCUGUCUAA